Electrophorus electricus (electric eel) is the source of this 1617-nucleotide messenger RNA. It is a transcript of the gene itgb3bp, whose product is annotated as integrin subunit beta 3 binding protein. Gene Ontology annotation, biological process: CENP-A containing chromatin assembly; regulation of DNA-templated transcription. NCBI's taxonomy places the organism in Eukaryota, Metazoa, Chordata, Actinopteri, Gymnotiformes, Gymnotidae. Gene Ontology annotation, cellular component: nucleoplasm. The record is from RefSeq and is a predicted model, not a curated record.
UAACAUUAGCUUGCCAAUCUCAAAUGUCCAUAUUUAAGAGUUAUUUGUCUGUCUAAACCAACGAAAUCCGAAAUAAUCAGUUUACCAUUCUCCGUUGCCUAAUCUAUACCAAAGCCUGAAACUGCAUUAUAAUGCCCGCCAAAAGAAACCUUCGUCUAGAAGACAAGGAAAAUACUCCAUUCAAGAGACAUGCUCCAGCCAGAAACUAUUCACCUGUGACUGGUACUAUGCCCAUAACCCCAACGGCCAAAACACAUGAUUUGUCGACAUUUAAUCCUUCAUCGGGUAAUCGGAAAACCAUCGGAAGGACUGUUAUUUCCCCAGAAACAAAAGAGCCGCUCUCAGAAACGGAGAGAAUGUUUUUUUUCAGGUCUAAAACAGAGGAAUGUGUGGAAAUCCUAAUGAGAACAAGGCAACAGCUUGAGACAUUUUUGCCAGUAGAGGGCAACAGUGAGCUGAGGAGUUUCUUGUUGAUGGGUCCUUCUGACUUGGUAACUGAACUGAAGCGACACAAAGAGCUGACUGCUAAGGUUGAAUGUUGUGUAAAUGCAGCACAAAUUCACAAGUCUUGCCUCCAAGGAACAACACAGACUGGCAGCUCCUAUGAGUUUCUGAAGAAAAUCCUACGGGGCUGAGAGGGCCAACCUGAGCAACAGCUGGUGUCACCCAAACUGGUUCCUGUUUCUGCUCACAGUGGAUCAUAUAACUCACUUUGUCACCCCUGAGGCAGCAUGAAGGAAACACCUGCAAGGUGCCCAUCAACAGAACGAGUAUUUUCCCCAUACGCCUGAACUCCUUUUUUCAGAGAAUCUUGGGAAGCAGUUUCAAGCGGCCUGUUCUGCACCAUAUCCCAGAUCUGUGUAUCUGACAUACAGCUUCACUGGAAAAAGUCACAAAGCAGAAGACGUUGUGCUGUGCUGACGAUGCUGUGAUUCAUUACACACGGUCUUCACCUAUCUCCUUACAAUUCACAUCACCGACUCUCACUUGAUCAGAUUUCUUCAGCUCUUGUUCAGAUCAUGACCAUUAAUGAAUACAAUUAAAACCUUCAUCCUGACCCAACAAAGCACACACUGCAAGGGCUCACAGCAAAGCCAAGUUCUUGGCUGAGAGUUUUUGUUGGCUCAGGGAAAGGGCACAAGUGUCUGAAACCUCUCCUGUUUGUUCUUUUGCUCAUUUGUUUCUCUUUCCGUCUUUCAUGUAUUUAUUCCAUCUAUCUGAAUUACAAGGUCCAUUCUCCUGCUGUAGCUGUACAUGUAGCUGGAGGGCUUGUGCAAGCUCUAACACUAUAGCCCUUUUGUGACCUGAUAACAUUUACAGUUGUAAUGGAUUUUUUUUUUAAUGCCAGUCAUUAACUCGUGUGAAAGAAGGAGGCCACAAAAGAUUGCAUGCACCUUUGUUCCUCUGGUAUUUCAGCUUUAUGGCAUUGUGUUCUGAUAUGUCCCUUCCCAUCAAUUUUGUUUUAUGGCUCAUGAAGUCAGUGCAUUUUAUUUUAAUGUAUAGCCUUUGUGUGGGUACAUCCACAGUAUUUAGUUAUUGUGGGGAUCAUUUUUUUCAUGUUCAAUUAGUGUUUCAGGAUUUGGAUUCAUGUUUGUUUCCAUUACACCAAGAAAUGCU